This is a messenger RNA of Lodderomyces parapsilosis, 4323 nucleotides long. It is a transcript of the gene ROM2, whose product is annotated as Rho family guanine nucleotide exchange factor. Lineage: Eukaryota; Fungi; Ascomycota; Pichiomycetes; Serinales; Debaryomycetaceae. The transcript has a single exon. Gene Ontology annotation, molecular function: guanyl-nucleotide exchange factor activity. The record is from RefSeq and is a predicted model, not a curated record. Gene Ontology annotation, biological process: intracellular signal transduction. Bases 1 to 4323 code for a protein of 1440 amino acids.
AUGGUAAAUGCCGUCAAUUUACCCGCACACUUAGUGCCACAAGCGUUUAUGAACCAGCAGGAGGAUCAUAACCACAAUGAUUACAGUAACCAAGUGGAAACGGAGCCGCAAUUACAGCCACAGUACCAUCAUCUGUCGAGUCAGAGUCCUCAGAAAAGACACGGUGCACAUCAGCCUCCUUUCCCGUACCAACAACAGCAACAACAACAACAGCAGCAACUAAAUUUGCACAAUUCACCACACAAAUCCAGUCAACAUCCAUCUCAUACGCAUACUCAUCAGCAGUACCCAAAUCAGAGUACACCGGAUUUUCAAUCAGUUCCUGGUGGUUCACUUCGCCAGUCGCCACAAAAACGCGAUCCGCAUCAGCAAUACCAACAAUCAAGGUCUUAUUCAUAUUCGGCAAUUAAUCAAAACAAAGGAGGAGCAGCAGCAGUAACAGCUCCAUACUACAGCACAGGGGCAUCAUCUGGCGGCUCAAGCUUACCGUCCAACCAAAACUACCCGCCGCUAGAACCUAUGCGAAGACAUGAAUCAUGGAAUGUACGAGACGGACAAAGAUCAACGUUAGAUCCAUAUGGUAGUGGUGGUGGUCCAGUGCUUUCCAAUCCACCUCAAAAUGAUCAGCUGGCCAUGCAUCCUCAACCUUAUAUUCUGGGGCAAGGUAAUGGUAACCAAAGUUAUAAUCAGAAUUUCGACCAGAUGACAGGUGGCGCUCCUCUCAAUGUAUAUGGUCCACCCGUGCCUGGUGAACUGACACGUCAAAAUAGCCAAUAUGCGUCUCUUUCAAACAGAUCGGCUCUGUCGUUGACAUACGAAGGUAACUUUCAAUCGCAAGGAAAUUCGAAAGGAAGUACAAAUGUUCCCUACCCGACUGACAAUCAACAACUACAAGGAUAUCCACCACUUCAUCCUACAAUUCAUGAGCAGACAGAACAGUUUACACCAGUCCACAAGGUUCGAAAGGCACCAUCGACAAACUUACCUCCAAUUCAAACUGAUCAGGUACUUAACAAUGUCGACAAUAGAAGAAUCGUAUCAUCUCCACACCUGCAGUAUCCACCGCGUCAAUUGAAUCAAGACGCACGAACAAAGUCAUUAUCAUCUAGCUCUUCAAGAUUCAAAAGUGCGCAGCAACUACAACAUAAUCAGCAACAUAAUCAUCACCACCACCACCACCACCAACACGAUCAAUUGACGAAUUCGCGUCCCUUGUCUGGUGAUAAAGGUGGCUCUUCAACAUCGUUGCACCACAUUUUUUCCUUAUCUUCCAAAUCACGUUCGUUCAGUUCCAUUAGUAAAUUCUCAUCGUCAUUAUCAACAAAAAAGUUUAAUUCGUCAUCAUCAUUAGGUAAAGCCGAUCGAGCUAGUAAUGCGAGCUCAAAGACUAUGGUUCCAGUUCAUACAGGUCCUAAAGCGGUGGUGUAUCCUGCAAUUUUAUCGGAAGUUGCAAAAGUGUUUAAAGAGGCUAUAAUCUUAACUAUCAACACAAAAGACGGAUUGGAGUAUCAUGAUACUUUUACUGGGAAAAUGGCUGUUGAUAUAUUAUGCCGAAUCAUUAGAACAAAUGAUCGAAAUUUGGCUCUUCUCUUGGGGAGGACUUUGGAUGCACAAAAGUUUUUUCAUGAUGUCACUUAUAAUCAUCGUUUGCGGGAUUCAGUUCAUGAGGUGUAUGCAUUUUCGCAUGUUUAUAAUGAUGUCGACUUCUACAAUGAGGAUGGAUCAAUCAGCAAUGGCAAUAAUAGCAAUGCACCAUCAAAGCAUGGCUCAUUUAGUGAUAGCCUUCAAUUGCAACAAGCUAUUCAUGAUAAUUUUUUGACACAACAACUUCCACAGCAUGUUAGUCAACCAUCAUCGGCUGAGUACAUGAACUCGGGUCCACUGGUUAAUAACAGGUUAAGCGGGAGCAACCAUGCCUCUGGUGCUGGAAAGAAGCUCACUGCAUCUCAACAAACCGGCGUUAAUGGUGUCUUUACAAUAUUGACUGAUUGCUAUUCACCAACUUGUAGCCGGAACCAUCUUUGUUAUAGUAUUGCAUGUCCGAGGAGAUUAGAACAGCAAGCUAGACUUAACAUGAAACCUCAAGGAGGGUUGAAGCGAGCAGUCUCUAGGCUAUCCUUGCACGAUCAGGAAGAGAACGAGACCUUGUGGCACAAGACUGUACCUCAAUCGGUGUUGGAUAAGCUUGAUAAGCAUGAGAAAACUCGACAAGAAUUGAUUUAUGAGUUCAUUUAUACGGAACGCGAUUACGUGAAAGACUUAGAGUUUAUGACUGAUUUUUACAUUAUGCCAUUGAGAAAUCCGGCCAAUAAUAUAAUUCCUGAACACCAGCGCGAAAUUUUCAUUCAGACUGUAUUUGGUGGUGUUGGUGAUUUAUUGAGAUUGGGAAAGGGUUUUAGUGAAGCGUUGACGAAGAGACAACAGCAACAGAAACCAGUUGUUGAAACCAUUGGUGAUGUAUUUUUGGAUCAUGUCGGCGGCUUUGAACCAUUUAUUCGAUAUUCCGGUAACAAAGUGUUUGCGACUUUUGAACAUGAACGUCAGCAACAGGUCAAUGUUAAAUAUGCACGAUUUCUUGAUGCCAUUGAAAAGAAACCAGAGUCGAGAAGACAGGAUUUGUCAUCGUUUUUAAUCAAAGGUGUGCAAAGACCAGCAAGAUACCAGUUGUUAUUGGCUGGUAUUUUGAAACAUACCAAACCAGAGAGUCCCGAUUACAAGUAUCUUGUGAAAGCAAAAGAGGAGAUCGAGGCACUUUUGGUCAAGAUUAAUGUGCAAACAGGUGAAAGCACUGAUCGGCACAAGAUUAUGGUGUUGCAUAGACUUUUGGGUAAGCAAACGUUGGAAAACAAGUUUAAUUUCAAAUUGUCUUACAAUAAUCGUAUCUUGUAUCAAGUCACAUUAAACCGGAAACGAGACAAUGAAAAAAUUGAUUUGUACUUGUUUGAGCAUGCAUUGUUGUUGGUCAAGCACAAGAUUCAGAACAAACGCGAACAACACAAGGUUUUCGAGAAACCAAUAUUAUUGCCAUUGUUGUUUGUAAAUAGUGGGUUUGAAGUACCAACGAGUAGAACAUUGAUGAAUUUCAGGUACAACGUGUCACUUGUUUCCGACACAAAUUUGAAAAAUCAAAGGACCGAGAGCAGCAACUAUAUUGGAAACACAUUGUCUUCAAACAACACCAACAAGUUUCAACUAAAUUUUCUUGGAUUGGGAAGAAAUCAAGUACAUGCUUCAUUAUUUGCUGAAGACCUGACCAUACAAAGUCAAGUAUUGCAACAGAUUGCUCAACAGCAAAGAAAGCUCAUUGAUGCCAAUGAUUUGUUUUCCAUGAGUAAAUAUGAAACAAGAAGAUUCACGGGUAACAAUAAGAUUAAUUGUGCUGUGCCAUGUUAUGGUGGUAAGAAAUUGUUGUAUGGUACUGAUUCAGGUGUAUGGGUGAGUACUGUGCGCUCGAUUAGUGCUACAUCAAAUGAGAAAAUUUGUUCCGAUCCUACAUUGGUUAUUUCCAAACCAUAUGUUACUCAGAUUGAAGUAUUGGUAGAAUAUUCCAAAUUGUUGGUGUUGAGUGACAAAGCAUUGUAUGAGUUUGAUCUUACGUGUACUGAUUCCUUGGAUCAUGUUAAAAAUACCAAGCUGGGCAAAUUGAUUAUGACGCAUAUUUCAUUCUUCAAGUUUGGUGUUUGCGAUGGAAGAUUAUUAAUCAUUGGUGCCAAAACUGGUUCACAACACUCCAUUUGCAUAUUUGAACCAAUUAAUCCAUUUGACCCGAAACAAAAGAAUCGUAAUAAAAACAAAAUUGAAAUUCAAGAGAUACCAUUCACAUCUGAUCCAAUUUCCAUAUCGUACAUGAAGAGUAAAUUAUGUAUUGGGUGUACAAAGGGAUUUGAAAUUUUAUCACUUCAAUCGGGUAACAAGGAACCCAUUUUGGAUGAAGCUGAUCCAUCAUUGGAUUUUGCAACUCAACGAGAGUCAGUUACUCCAUUGGCCAUUCACCGUUUAGGUAAAGAUUUCUUGCUUUGUUAUUCUGAAUUUGUGUUUUUGAUCAACAAGAAUGGUUGGAGAACAAAUCAUGACUGGGGUAUAUUUUGGGAAGGCACACCACAAAAUGUGGCAUUAUUCUUUCCUUAUUUGUUAUCAUUUGAACCAGGGUUUAUUGAAAUCAGAGAUUUACAUACAACAAAUCUUGUUCGCGCAUUGGUGGGGGAAAAUAUUCGAUUUUUGCAUUCGAAUGAGCAUGAGGCAAUGUUUGCUUGUGAAGAGAAAGGAUACGAUAUUAUCAUCUCGAUUGAUUUCUUGAACUUGAAGCCAAAAUCACCAAAUUAG